AUGGAUCUUCCAGGAGGACAUCUUGCUGUGGUGCUGUUCCUGUUUGUUCUGGUUUCCAUGUCCACUGAAAACAACAUUAUCAGGUGGUGCACAGUGUCUGAUGCUGAAGAUCAGAAGUGUUUGGAUUUAGCUGGAAAUGCCACAGCCAGGAACCUUCGCGGACAACUAGUGUGUGUGAGGGGCCAAAGUCCCACCGACUGCAUGAAGCAAAUUAAGAAUGGCACUGCAGAUGCCUCUACUAUGUAUGCCGAUGAAAUCUACACAGCUGGAUUUUGCUAUGGCUUAGAUGUGGCGGUUGGAGAAUCUUAUAACGGUGUGGACGGCAUUAAUUAUUAUGUAGUUGCUCUGGCACGGACGUCAUCCAGUGAUCUGUCACUGCUGGAGAUGCACGAGCGCAGCUCUUGUCACCCAGGGAUGAGGACUACAGUGGGCUGGACCGUCCCCAUCGGCUUCCUGGUCAACACAUCACAGAUUAGUGUGGAUGUGCAAUGCAACUUUCCCCACGCGGUCGGAGAUUUCUUUGGCUACAGCUGCGUCCCUGGCGUGAAGGACCCAGAACACGAUCCCAAAGGAAACAACCCAAGGAACCUGUGUGAGGCCUGCAUCGGGGACGAGAAUGACCGCCACAUUUGUGCCAACAACCCUCGAGAACGGCACUUUGGAGAGGCUGGAGCUCUGAGGUGUGUGGCAGAGAAUCUUGGCGAUGUUGCUUUUGUUAAGCACACUACAGUCUUUGACAACAUGCAGGGUAAGAACCAGGAGUCUUGGGCGCUGGACUUGGAGCUGGAAGACUUGAAGCUCUUGUGUCCUGACGGGAGUGAAGCGAACCUGUUCCAGCAUGAGAGCUGCCACCUGGCUGUAGUGCCAACCAAUGCCGUGGUAGUGCGUUUGGAGGACAAAUGCCGCGUUUACAAGUUCUUGGAACGUGUGCAGAACGCAUUUGGUAACACCACUGAAGGAUUUUCUCUGUUCAGCUCAGUGAAUUAUGGGCAGCCUGAUGUGCUGUUCAGCGAUUCCACCAAAAAGUUGCUCCGCGUCAUGGGGACCUACACUUCCUGGCUGGGACCCAGUUAUACCACCAUACUGAGGGCUUUUGAGUGUGAAGGUUUGUGUUGAUCUGAUGAGGAAAGGGGAAACUAUAGACCUGGC
This is a messenger RNA of Danio rerio (zebrafish), 1149 nucleotides long. It is a transcript of the gene otomp, whose product is annotated as otolith matrix protein. The record is from RefSeq and is marked provisional. Lineage: Eukaryota; Metazoa; Chordata; Actinopteri; Cypriniformes; Danionidae. Gene Ontology annotation, cellular component: extracellular region.